Molecule: messenger RNA, 2720 nt
Organism: Seminavis robusta
Lineage: Eukaryota; Bacillariophyta; Bacillariophyceae; Naviculales; Naviculaceae
Source: the annotation of a GenBank genome assembly
CACCCUACUUCAGCAGUUGUAAUUCUAUUUCGACUUCGUCCAAGCAAUGGAUUGCCACAUUGCCAUGCACCACCUCUCCCCAUGGAAGCAAGUACGAGAGUGUUGGAAAGUAAUAGGAAAAGGAAACAAAGUAGACACGCGUCGAAACGAUUGCCGUGGAAGGGGCUUCAGUACGACGGUAGGAGAGGCAAUCAAGAAUAAGCAGAAGCAGUUACUGAAAGGUAUUCCUUGGGCUUCUAGCCAGCAUCCACCAACCACAAGCACCACACGUUGCAGUAGAGGGAAAUCAUAGUCGUGUCAUGAUUGACAUCAACUGCGAGAAAACUCAUCACACUACUACUAGCAACCCAAAGUUCGGAUAGUCUCCUCAUCCUCAGUCCAGUGUGAACAGAUAUAUCUAGCUAGAAUGGCGGACUCUGCUGCGCCUGCCGCCAAGCGUCAAAGGACGGGAGAUGACGAUGGUGGUGAUACCGUUGGCCGCCUCGUCUUCCAGCGUCGGUGGGAAGGUGCUAUCGAGCGGGUUAAGAAGUUCCCAGAAGAAGCCAACCCCACCACAGACCCGACCCCGUUAGCCCUGGCUUGUCGGCUCGGUGCCCCGGCCAAGUGUGUCAAGGCGAUUCUGAAUGCUUGCCCGGAUAAACUUCGUCACUUUGUCGACUCACGAGGCACUCCACUCCAUGAAGCCAUUGUAUGUGAACAUGUCGGUGCAGAUGUAAUUGGUACCUUGUUGGAAGCCGACGAAGCCCUGGGGACAAAGACGGUCAGGGCUGCCUUACUACAAGACAUUGAUGGAUUCACACCUCUUCAUAUACUCAUUCGAAGGAGGUUCCAGUCGCACAUUCUUACAGACGAUGGUCUCAUUCAGAUACUUGAAAUGCUCGUCAAGAGCUGUGCCAAAGCAGUUGUGGUCCCUGACCGAGGAGAGUACGAGGAACCGCCCAUUGUCUAUGCUCUCAAGGCAAAUCUAUACGCUCCCCUAUUGGGAUCUGAAGACGCUACCACGGCACGGGUGGAAAGGAGAAUCUACGAAAUGGUGGCAUGCAUGCUUCAACAUUAUCCAGAUGCCGCAUGCUGUGUGUUUGCAGGCUACAGAGGACAGUAUACAGCAAUUCACUCUGCCGUCUUUCACGGACGAUCCCCACAUACGUUGGAGCUUCUCUUGAACGCAGAAUCUAGAACUCACACAUCUUCCAAGGCGUGCAUGUUAGGCAAUACACAAGGAGAAAUGCCUCUGCACUUUUGUACCAUGCGUGGUGAGCCGCCCCAGUCUGUCGCUCUCUUGGCAAAGGCGGCACCUUGUGUUGUAAAGACACGAGAUGAUAGUGGCAUGAUGCCGACGCAUUGGCUUUGGGUGAGGUUCGUGUCGUCUUUAGUGGCACUAGAAGGCGGGCGACGAGGUAGUGAUGAUACCGUCACACUGGAUAUUCCUCGCCAAACCCAAUAUCCAAGUACUUCAGUCUACACUGACUUUACUUCCUUUGAACAAGGAGACUUGGAAACAGACCUCUUGGUCAUUCGUCGACUAGAUCCGUCGGUCGACUUUCUCCGGAUGCGGCACAUCCCCCUCGAUGUCUUGGGUGAAGAAGACUCGUUGAGAUGGGCUACCCGGACAGUGGAAAUAUUACAGCAUGUGCGUCUGAGGCAUGCUCAAAUCGCUUCAAGAGGGGAGCAAGCUGGGACACAGGUUGUGUGGACCCGUCGAGAGGCGGUGGCCAGUCUCUUUUGGACGAAACUCGUUUCCUUGUUGGAAGCAUCACGUCAAGUUGGAGAGAACCAACCUAGUGGAGAACACGUGUUGGCCCACACGGCAUUUGCCAGUCCAUGUUGUCUUCCAGCAGUGGCCCGCAUUGUAGCCUCUCUCUUUUCACAAGAAAUGGAUCUGCGAGACGACCACGGGCGAUUGCCACUGCACUAUGCCGCUGCACGCAAGUGGCACGACCUUGAUUGGCCUCCAGAAGGUUCGCCCGAAAGUGAUGCAAGAAGGCCAGCUCGGCUCUUCCGCAUGGAAACCCUUACAAGCUUACGCACUGCCAUGGAACUAUCCAGCGACACUGCUGCGUCUAUUGUAGACACGCAUGGGCGAUUGCCGCUGCAUUACAUGGUGGAAGCAUACGUCAAGGCGGCGAACAGGCGUGCUUGGGAUCAACCUGUACAAGCAAUGUUAGACCUCAUCAAGGUCAUGGUCCAGCUUUUCCCAGACGCUCUCCAUCGGAGCGACAGUGCCACACAGCUCGUCCCGUGGCUGCAAGCUACGGCUACCGCAACUGAGUGUGCACAGACUACGAACUCUUUCAACCCUGAGAUCCACUUGUCGAUUCCUUUCGUCCUCCUCAGAGAGAAUCCUACCUUGCUCUUGUCGGCUGUUGGAAAGCCACAAGUGCAAAAUGGAUGACGUGAACGAGAAAGAAGUAUGUUGGGUUGAUUCGAUUCGAGCGAUUCAUCUGCAGAGAUGUCUCGAGGACGAAGGCGUCAGCGAAGGAUUAGAUGCAAUGUCGGCAAGCCAAUGAGCACAUCACAGCCGCAACUCUGACCUCCUUUCUCCUGUUUCGUUUUACAUACCGUUCGUGUAAAUGAGGUGUUUUACCAGCAAAGCAACCUACGAAAGGGGACCCCGAACAAGCAGCUAGAUCAACAACGCACAAUAAUUUAAAGACAAACAGCUGCUAUACUAUUAGUGACCGUGUCUAUUCUAAGCUCCAUUCAAUCGAGUUCGCCUGAAA